Rhopilema esculentum is the source of this 5837-nucleotide messenger RNA. RefSeq names its product PDZ domain-containing protein 8. The record is from RefSeq and is a predicted model, not a curated record. Gene Ontology annotation, cellular component: mitochondria-associated endoplasmic reticulum membrane contact site. Gene Ontology annotation, biological process: mitochondrial calcium ion homeostasis. NCBI's taxonomy places the organism in Eukaryota, Metazoa, Cnidaria, Scyphozoa, Rhizostomeae, Rhizostomatidae. Gene Ontology annotation, molecular function: lipid binding; protein binding.
GGUCAUCCUCAUAACAUUAAAAAUGGCUGUGGUAUAAUUGGUUGUGUUCUCCUUGUUGCGACUGAACCUUGGACAGUAAUGAUAUUUGCGUUGAUUUCUGGUUUUAUUGCUGGCGUAGUUUUAGUCGUUGUUCUAGAUGUCUUUGCGAUUUGGUAUUGGCUAAGGCUGAAGCCUGUGGAAGAUCCAAAAUUGGUUCCAGAGCAUGUAAAGGUGAAAAACCCGAAGGAUGUGGUUGACUAUUGCAAGUCAGAUGGGGCAACACCAAGCGAAAGUUGCAUGUUUCUUAAUCUCAUGAUAUCUUUUCUUUGGAGAGAAUGGAGGGAUACAGCUGCAGUGAAAGCAUAUUUCAUAAAAAAGAUGAAUUUGGAAUUUCAAGAACUGCUUUUGAACAAGGCUGUUGGAAAAAUGCUGAACCAAAUACGAGUGAAAGAUUAUUGCCUUGGGGACUCUUUGCCUGUUAUCAAGGAAGCCACUGUGAUGAAAGUCCAAUCACGUGAUCCAGAGCAAGUUGCACAGGAACUGGAUUUAGCUUUAGAAAUUGAAUAUUCUGGAGGUUUUCUGAUUUCUUUGGAUGUUGAUUUGUUAUUUGGCAAAACAGCCUACCUAGCAGUCAAAGUAAAUUCAUUGAAAGGCAGAUUGCGGCUACAAUUUACAAGAAUACCAUGUACACACUGGUCUUUCUCUUUUUACGAGGACCCAGAAAUGGACAUUGAAGUGGAAUCACAAUUUAAUGGUAAAAAGUUAGCCAGGUUGACAAACUUGAUAAAGAACCUGAUAAGAAAAUCUGUCAAAAGAAAGCAUACUUUGCCAAGAUACAAAGUUCGAUAUAAACCGUUCUUUCGACAGCCAGUUGUGUAUGAUGGUAAAAAGGAAGUUUUCUUGCACAACAGUCUUGUUACAGUUGGUAAACUAGAAGUAGAAGUCAUGGAUUGCAGUAGGCUAACUUCGUUGCCGCCCAAUUCAUUGCUUUAUUGCAUUGUAUCUGUUGAUUCAUUGCCAUGGAGAGAAGACAUGCCCUUGAAUAGCUCACUCUGGCCUGUGCAUGAGGUUGAGCUGACAAGAACACUGUCUGGAUCUGUCGGUGUUAGUAUAAAGCAGACAUUUACAGGAACAGAAGAAUACCAAAAAGAAUUGGUUGUUGUUGACACUAUAUCGCCACAGUCUCCAGCAAGCUUUUUGGACAUAAGACGGGGGGAUAUAUUACUUGCAGUGAAUGAAGUGGAUGUUGAAACUUUGAAACAAGCCGUCAGACUAAUCAAGAAUGGAGGCGAAAAACUUAUCGUCAGGCUCCAAAGACCGCCCAAUGUUCCUUCAGUUAAUGUUGAAAGUCAAGAGGCAUCUGAUGCGGAGGUUGACAAAGAGGAUUCAGGUAAUGCUAAACCAAAUGAUGCAGUGCAAAGAUCUGAGUUUGAAAACAGUUUCAAUUUUGACAAUGUCACGAUUGCUGAUGACGACAGUGAUGGAGAAGAAUUCGUUAACAUUGUCGUGCAAGAGAUUGAGCGGCAGAUUGGAAAAGAUGAUGAAAAUGUCAAGAAGAUCUUGAGGAAAGUCAGUCAAUCGACUAGAAGAGGCAAGUCAUUGAAAGAAAAUUCUGUUAACUUUAAACUUGAAGACACAGAAACUAAUAAGGAUGCAGAAAAUGCAGCAAAUAUGUCAGGAAAUGAGGAAGGGGAAGCAGAUGAACCAGUUUCAUUGAAGGUUCCUCCGAGUGGUAAUGGACAGAAAAAAGAACCACUAAAGCAUCAUAAUUCUUCCGAUAAGGUGGGUAACGCAAAAACCAAACACGUCAAGUUAAAAGACGAUAAUUUGAGAGAAAAGAGAACUGAGUCUGAUAGAGAAUCGAAUACAGAAAGUGAUCAUCAAAGAAAGAAACAGAAACAGAAUAGUUUACGGCGAAGGAUUUUACACAGAAGGGAUAAGAGUAUUGAAAUUGACAGUGAUUCAUCAGAUGCUCAGAGUUUGCACAGUUUCGAGGCUGAUGGAGACGGAGGCUGGGAUAACAUUUCUCAACACACACUGAUAAGCAAAGAUGAAGUACACCAUUCCGUGCAGAGAACAAGCAUUGUUUCUUCUAAUAAUGAUCCUGCUUGGAAUGAGAGUUUCUCAUUCGAUAUCGAAAAACAGCACAAGUUUUUAAACGUCUGUGUUUGGAGCAAGUCUGAUGAGCGAUAUGGAAAAGACGUUUUGAUUGGAUAUGCAUCCAUAUCUUUGAUGGAAAUUAGUUUAGAGUGCCUAUCAACAACGGCAGGAAAACACACUCAGUCUUAUAUCCUCACGCCAACGUAUUGUCGCUCUGGUGUUAGUCGCACAAGCCUUCGUGUCCUAUUGCCAGGAUUGAAGCCAGAGACAUGCAAUGGUGACAUAACACUGUGUUUCUGUUACAAACCCAACUUGUCUGACACCUCUUUAGAUGUAGAAAGCCUGCAAGAUACGCUGACAGGUCUUUCCAGCAGCGAGGAAACGCAGCCUAUAGAUCAGCCAACACUUAAUGAUGUUGGCCAGAUGGAUACCAAACAAAGACAUGAUUUCAUGGACACACAAUUUUACUUUCCCACAAGAUGCGAUUAUUGUCAGAAAAAGGUUUGGACCAAAACUGCUUAUCAGUGUCGUGUUUGCGCGAUGAUUUCUCACAAAAAAUGCAUUAACAAUGCUCACUCCAAUACAUACUGUACUAGGCUCGGCGUUCGUGCUAAGCCGCCUGCGUGGCACUCGGAAGAGAAUGGAAUAAAAAAGCAGAGUAUGGGAGAUUCCUCGGAAACUAUCGAAAGCAAAGAUCAAAAUAUCGAGACCAGCAAGAUGGCAACUCCGGAAGAGCCACGCCCAUCAAUACGCCUACGUACCAAAUCAUCGCCAGAGUUCUCCAGAAAGGAUCAAAAUGUUCAGAACAUCCGCUAUGAUGAGACAGAACAUCCGCUACAAAGGAGCUUCAAUUCACAAGAUGUUACGGAUUCGAUAGCAAAUGCAACCCUAACAGCACAGCAGGCUGGAAAAGAAUUAUUUUCAACUUUGGAAGAUGAAAACAGGACAGAAAAGCUGGAAAGUACGGUGCAAAGGCUGCAGAGUGAAAUUGACGACGAAGAAGAAGAACGAAUGGAGCUUUCUGCAGCCUUGAAGGAAACCAUUGAUUCAAACAAAAAAGCCAAAUUACAAUUAGCCAAGCAUAAAUCUGAGGAGAGAACUCAAGCACUCACUCUUUUGAUGAUACAAUAUCGCGCUGCUUUAGAAGAAUGCCAAGAAACCAAAGAGGAUUAAUUUCAAAAGGUGCAAAAAUAAGCCAAUACGAUUCAGCGCUAGAAGUGUUCCUACCGAUGGAAUAAUGAUUGGGAACUUGGAGUUUAAAGAAUGGGUAAAUGUUGGUUAUAAUUUUGAGGACAGAUUUGUUUAUGCUGUGCUUAAUAGUAGUUGUUGAUGUUUGCUCAGUUCGGUCUAUUUCACGUAAGAGUUUAUAUAAUAUAUAAAAGUCUUCUUCGAGUUAGCUGAACACUUUUCUCCAGCUGAGGUAUCGUCCUAAAACUGUAAUUUUGCUGUGAGAAAACUGUAUCUCCGAACAUUUAAGCAGUAAUGGAUGCUGGAAUCCUGUGAACUUUUCCUAAGCAAUGUAAUUUUUUCUAGAAAAUAUCCAAUGUUCUCCAAGUUAUUCAAUGAAGUUGAUAUAUCACAAUUUCAUUUCGAAUCUCUUAUAUUCAGAUCUGAAGCUCUCGGUUAUCGUAGGAAAAUACCGAAAAGCAAUAUUUCCCAUGCAAGUAUUUUCCAGCAAACUGUGCAUAAGAAUCAGCCCAUUUAUAGUAUUUCUGUAGAUUUAUCGACAUUAUUGCUUUAUUGUUGAAUUUGAUUGAAGUGACAGAUGUAGAUAUACGUUAUAUAUGAAUCCAAUCUUAAUGCUAGUAACAAUUGACAAUAUUGCCCUGAGUCUGGAAAUGAAGGCUUUAAAAAUCACUGAAAAUUUAGUCAAAAUAACCAAAUCUUUACAUUACUAGUUACAUUAUUUGAGAGGCAUGGAACAUGGACAAGUUAUGGGUUGUUCAGCUUUCGUUUUAUUUUGAAUAAAGAAGAAAAUGUUUUAAAUCGGAUAUAAUGUUUACGAAGGUGAAGAGUUGCAGUAUGAAUUGUUGAAAUUGAAGUGGUGCAAAGUAGCAAUAGGAUGGUAUAUUUUGCCAUUUUUUCACAAAUUGCGUUUGAUUUUCCGCAUUCCGUUACAUUUUCAGACUUAGAUAGAAUCUUAGCCUCUCUUUUCAAGUCUUUUCAGAGCAAAUAUAAUUCUUGGCUAGAGCAUUUAAAUUUCUUGAGUAUGUAAAAGAUAAAAUCAUUGUAUAGACCAUAUAUCAAGUCAGUAUUCUUUAUCAGUAUUUUUUAACAGCCUAUCAACAAUUCAUUAUAAAUAGCUUAUAUACAAAACUAGAUUGCUAAGGGUCUUGUUAAAGUUUCUUGCAAAGUUACAACCAAAUCCAAAAAUUAAGUGAAGCUGAUGAUUAGCAUGAGAAGUCAGACUCAAACACAAUAAUAACGAUAUGAAAAUGGACUAUCACUUAAGAUUCUGUUGCUGGAAACAGAAGAUCUCGAAGCUUUCUCGGUGAAAAACUACUAAUGAAAUAAAAUCCGACACAUUGAGUCAAUUAUGCUUACCGUCUUCUGCAAACUUUUACCUGAAACCACUUUGUGCCGCUCUUGUCAAGCGCCUCAGUAUUUAAUGAAGUUUGAUAUUUGGACGGAGGUUCUGUCAGGGCCUACUAACUGGGGGGAUGUUUUAACAUACUAACUAGGGGGAAAUUUCCCCUCCAACCCCAGUGUCCUUUCAUUGUUUUAAACGUUAGGCUGUUGCCCUCUUCUUUAUAAAUUCCAAUGAUUACCCCCAGCUAAUUUCCCUUCGAAAACGCUAUUGCUUCUGUCCCAAUUUGUAAUAAUUGUUUUCUUUGGCCCAUCCCUCCACUUGCAUGUUUGAUGAACGUCUUCGCAAAUUACCCUUUAAAUCAACAACUACUACUUCCUCAGUAGCGAAGAUCAGCUGCUUUUUCGAGGUUAUAGGCUCUCUGUUUGUCUCUUAAACAUAUACUUUGAGUAAUGUGCUGAUGAAACGAAGGUGCCUUUUUCAAGUAACGAUUUCUUAUCGCUGUAUAGCGGAAUAUGCAUUCCAAGCCUUGGAAAUGCAUACAUAUUUAGACUUCAAUGUAGUUAAUGAUAACAGUCACUAUUGCAGUGCAUUUUUUGUAACUGAAGGAAGAAUGCGACAAACUCGCCUUUUCGUUUUCAAAAGUCAAUGUGUUGCUUGGAAGAAAUGAGCCUGUCAUCCUUUUUUGAAAAUAAAUGCAAAAAUCAGCACAUUUUAUCUGCUUCUCAUACUGUUUAUCAGCUUUCACUGCUUUAUUUAAUACACAAAAAUUUUUAUGUUAUCAAAAAUCAAUGUUAUCGUUUAGAAAAAGAAAUAAAGAAUUUGCGAUUUGUACUUAAUUACCUUCAUUUAAUUGUAAUUUGCUUAUGAAAGUGAGGUUAUAUCUUAGUAGAAGUGUAGAAUAAACACGAAGAAAUUAUUUGCGGAGAUAUAUCUUCUUUUUGUUCGUUUUGAAAUUACUUUUUAGUUAAGAAAGUUUGUUUUCGUGAGAAGCUUAGAUGGCUUUGGUAAGAUGCUAUGUUUUUUCUUGAAAGGCAUCUUCCAUAUGCAGUAUAUAAAAAAAGAUGUUGGCUGUUAUUGAAGAUAUUAGUUAAUGUGAAAAUAUAUUAGGCUGUUUGGUAUAAUGUGAAGUAAUUUUAUUCCUGCAUGCAUAAGACGGGAUACAGAGCCUAUAGCCACCCACAAACCCCAAUUCAAAAGACCUUCCUGCACAACAUAUAUUGGUAAAUUG